Perca flavescens (yellow perch) is the source of this 2743-nucleotide messenger RNA. It is a transcript of the gene tcp11l1, whose product is annotated as t-complex 11, testis-specific-like 1. The record is from RefSeq and is a predicted model, not a curated record. Lineage: Eukaryota; Metazoa; Chordata; Actinopteri; Perciformes; Percidae. Gene Ontology annotation, biological process: signal transduction. Bases 361 to 1869 code for a protein of 502 amino acids. The transcript has 10 exons.
AGUGUUAGCGCCUGCGUAGUGCGCAGUAUGCCCGUGUUGACGUCGACACGUGUAUCUGGUGCAAUCUAGCAUCUGAGGCGGCGACCCAUUAGAGGAAGGCUGUGAUGUCAGUAAACUAGCGUUUUUAUUACGAAACAAGGCCUUUCUUCUGUUGAAAACGGUGUCUGGCAGUGGUGAAGUAGUGAAUAAAUCUGUGACAGUGACCAUUUUUGCGUUAUAAAGGAAUAACGUUAGCUGCGUCAUAAGGCUUUGUUGUUAUUAUUGGUGUUGUUACAGCUAACGGUAGAUACAUUUAGCAUCACAGCUAACGUUAACCCAUCUCUUUCCUCGGGACUCCCGACUAACUUACAAGACCUUAACAUGCCAAAAGAGGGAGACCACCUCGAGAGUGGAGGAGACGACUCGAAGGAGGAGAGGACACAGGAUGCUUCUGAGGAGACCGUGAGGAAGAGGGUCCGAGCAAAUACUCCGAGCCCACACAGGGGAAACACUCCUCAAGCCAGCCCCUCCAGGUUUGUCUCUGUGGAGGAGUUGAUGGAGACAGCUAAAGGAGUCACCAACAUGGCUUUGGCUCAUGAAAUAAUGGUCAACGAUGCUUUUCAAGUCAAACCUGCAGAGCUUCCUGAAGGGAGUUUGGAACGCAAAGUGAAGGAGAUUGUGCACAAAGCAUUCUGGGAUUGUUUGGAGGCUCAGUUGAAGGAGAAUCCGCCAACGUAUGAACAUUCCAUUAAACUGCUGGCUGAGAUCAAAGAGACACUGCUAUCUUUCUUGCUGCCUGGCCAUGGUCGUCUGCGCUCCCGUAUCGAUGAGGUUCUGGAUCUGCCUCUAAUCCAGCAACAGGCUGAGAAUGGAGCACUUGACAUCAGUCAGCUGUCCCACUUCAUUGUUGGGAUGAUGGGCUCGUUGUGCGCCCCCUGCAGAGAUGAGGACAUCGAUAAGCUGAAGCAGAUCACCGAUAUUGUGCCUCUGCUCAAGGCUAUAUUCUCUGUGCUGGACCUGAUGAAGGUGGACAUGGCUAACUUUGCCCUGACCAGCAUCAGACCUCAUCUGAUGCAACAAUCGGUUGAGUUUGAGAGGAGCAAGUUCCAAGAGUUUCUGGAGAAACACCCCAAUGCCUUAGACUACACUGAGAAGUGGCUUGAGGACACAGUGAGAUGCCUGAGAGAGGCCGCGGCGGAUGGAUCUAGUGCUGCCACAUCUGACCCUCCCUUACUCCUCCCCGUUAAUGUCCAUAAUCAUGCCUAUCUACGCCUGCUGAGGUGGGACCACACCUCAGACCCCUUCCCAGAGACAGUGUUGAUGGAUCAAGUUCGGUUUCAGGAGAUGCAUCAUGAGGCUGAGCAAUUAGUCCUGCUCUCCUCUGUGCUCCUCAUCAUCUACACUACAACAGGGGAGGCUAUCUCAGGCCUGCCAGGGCUGAUGGAGACUCUUAAAAGCACUGUUAAUGUCCUGCUUGCAGAUAUGCACACACCGUCUUUUAGUGAACAGGAGGCAUUAGCGACCAUAGGAGAGAAAUUGUGUGUUGAGCUGAGUCAGUGUCUAAGCCAACAUGGCUACUCUCCAUUGUCAGCCGACCGAAAGAGCACUCUGAGGGGACAAAUCUCUGCUACCAUCCAGCCAGACAACACAAUCCGCAAACUGAUGGAGUCUCGGGUUCAGAACUAUCUCCUGGCUUCGCUGGAGUCCAGUCAACAUAAGACCCCUCCUCCUCUCCCAGGAGGUCUGGCUCCAGUGAGCAGGGAGCUGAAGGAGCUUGCUGUUCGCUUCAGUCGCCUCAUCAACUUCAACAAGCUGGUCUUCUCCCCUUUCUACCAAAAGAUUCUUCAUAAAAUACUGACCAUAGAGGAAAGUCCCAGCACAGAAACGUAAACACUGAAAUUAAGUAAGAGUGAUGUGGAGAGUGGUCUGUAGUUUUGCAAUUUCCCCUCACUAGUAACGGUUAAGAUUUAGAGCAACGAGUUGAGGAAGCUGAUCUGUAUUCAGCGGGCAAAACCAAUUCCCAAGAGCAUGCACCUUUAAACCAACAUAAUCAGAAAACGCUGGCUACCAAAUCAGUUGCAUUAAAUCACAGUGUUGCUUGUAAGGCUGGGACGACAUGCUUUUGUCAAGAUUCAAUUCUGUCAUGAUUAGGGCUGUUGGAACAAAUUCCGAAAGUCGAAUAUAAUUCGAAUAGUAAAAAAAUCAAUACUAUUCGAAUGCUGAAAUUACUAUUCGAAUGUGAUUUUUUAUUUUAUUUUUUUUAUAUAUAAAUCGGUUGGCUAACGUUAGCUAAUCUCCCUCUUCUCAUGUCACGUCUAAUGAACAAUAAGUUACGGGAGUGAGAAACACAAGGCAUUGUGAGCUAACGUUACGUACCGAGUAACGUUUGUACAGGGGGGAUUGACAGGCUGCGGCUGGAAAUCGGAAGAUGGGUGGGAAAUAGUUUAAACUUGACUUUAAAAUCGACAUCUAUCAAGCCAAAAUGCUUACGUUAUCAAUAAUUAGCUCGUUCUGGUUUCCUAACUGCGUCGCAAGUUAUAGGAGCUUAGCUGGGAGGUUCAUGGACACAGCUAAAGUUAUUGUUAGCUUCCCUACAGCUGUCAGAGUUAGCUUUGACUUAUAUUACGUUCUAACAGCUGUAUUCUCAGUAACGUGAAAAUCUGCAAGACACAGGUUGCUUUUAAAUCACUAAAAUAGUAGUGGCAGCACUGUUUGGCUUAGUUAUCAAUGCCGUUAGCAUUGUGGCUAACACUAUUGUUACUUA